Messenger RNA from Esox lucius (northern pike), 4126 nucleotides. RefSeq names its product netrin 1a (gene ntn1a). Gene Ontology annotation, molecular function: protein binding. The transcript is spliced from 7 exons. The coding region runs from base 304 to 2115 and encodes 603 amino acids. The record is from RefSeq and is a predicted model, not a curated record. NCBI's taxonomy places the organism in Eukaryota, Metazoa, Chordata, Actinopteri, Esociformes, Esocidae.
GCGGCAGACAGAGACAAGGAUAGAAGGAGGGAGUGAGAGAGUGUGGGACAGGCACUCAGAGAGUGAAAUAGACACAAGCAGAGUGGCGGCUCUUGUAUCUAGACGCGUGUAGAUAUUUUUCUCUCGGAUAUUCAAGAUACAACAAACAAAAACACAACAGCUCGCGCUUGUGUACAGAAAAGGCUCCCGACGGAGAGCAAGCCGGUUGAUAUUUUAAUGACUUUUCUGCAAAGCUGAAUUGUCAUUCCGAGGGAACGGCUCUCGUUUUUCAGGGCAAGAGAUACUGAAAAAACAAGGAAUACAAUGCUAAGGAUUUUGGAUGCGGUUGUCACUGUUGUGGCUGUAUCAUUUGUGGUCGAGGGGGUGCUGGGUGGCUACGGGAUGAGCAUGUUCGCUGCCCAGACCUCUCCCCCAGACCCUUGUUACGACGAGAACGGUAACCCGAGAAGAUGUAUCCCCGAUUUUGUAAACUCUGCUUUCGGAAAAGAAGUGCGCGCUUCGAGCACCUGUGGUAAGACCCCCGGCAGGUUCUGCGUUGUGACUGAGAAGGACGAUGAGAGAAAUAGAAACUGCCACACUUGCGAUGCCUCGGACCCCAAAAAGUAUCACCCACCAACAUAUCUAACGGAUCUCAACAACCCCCAUAACCUCACAUGUUGGCAGUCGGAGAAUUACAUACAGUACCCCCAAAACGUCACCUUAACACUGUCAUUGGGCAAGAAAUUCGAAGUAACCUACGUGAGCCUGCAGUUCUGCUCACCUCGACCCGAAUCUAUGGCUAUCUUUAAGUCUAUGGAUUACGGCAAAUCUUGGGUACCGUUCCAGUUUUAUUCGACCCAGUGCAGGAAGAUGUACAACAAACCUAGUAAGGCCACCAUCACUAAACAGAACGAACAAGAGGCGAUAUGCACCGACUCUCACACUGACAUGCAUCCUCUGUCCGGCGGGCUCAUUGCCUUCAGCACCCUAGACGGCCGACCUUCGGCGCACGACUUCGACAACUCGCCGGUGCUUCAGGACUGGGUGACAGCCACCGAUAUUAAGGUGACGUUCAGCCGGUUGCACACUUUUGGGGACGAAAACGAGGAUGAUUCAGAGCUAGCCCGCGACUCUUAUUUCUAUGCAGUGUCCGACCUGCAAGUAGGUGGUCGAUGCAAAUGCAAUGGCCAUGCAUCGCGGUGCGUAAAAGACAGGGAUGGAAACCUUGUUUGUGAGUGCAAACACAAUACUGCGGGGCCGGAGUGCGACAGGUGCAAGCCUUUCCAUUACGAUCGGCCGUGGCAACGCGCAACGGCCAGGGAGGCCAACGAAUGUGUGGCCUGCAACUGUAACCUGCACGCCAGGCGAUGCCGUUUCAACAUGGAGCUGUACAAGCUGUCGGGCCGGAAGAGCGGAGGGGUCUGCCUCAACUGUCGCCACAACACGGCCGGGCGCCACUGUCACUACUGCAAGGAGGGCUUCUACAGAGACCUGUCCAAACCCAUCUCCCACAGGAAAGCCUGCAAAGCAUGUGAUUGCCAUCCCGUGGGCGCCGCUGGCAAAACCUGUAACCAAACCACGGGCCAGUGUCCUUGUAAAGACGGCGUCACCGGUAUCACGUGCAACCGCUGCGCUAAAGGCUACCAGCAGAGCCGCUCGCCCGUUGCCCCCUGCAUAAAGAUUCCAGUUGCUCCUCCGACAACCACAGCCAGCAGUACAGAAGAGCCAGCAGACUGUGACUCCUACUGUAAGGCGUCGAAAGGCAAACUGAAGAUCAACAUGAAGAAAUACUGCAAGAAAGAUUACGCUGUUCAAGUGCACAUUCUGAAAGCGGACAAGGCCGGCGAGUGGUGGAAGUUCACCGUCAACAUCAUCUCCGUCUACAAGCAGGGCGAGAGCCGCAUCCGCCGCGGCGACCAGUUCCUGUGGGUGAGGGCCAAGGACGUGGCGUGCAAGUGUCCCAAGAUCAAGCCCGGGAAGAAGUACCUGCUGCUGGGCAACGACGAGGAUUCCCCAGGGCAGUCCGGGGUGGUGGCCGACAAGGGCUCCCUGGUCAUCCAGUGGAGGGACACAUGGGCCCGCCGGCUGAGAAAGUUCCAGCAACGCGAGAAGAAAGGCAAGUGCAAGAAGGCAUAAGAGGAUAUGACCGAUGACAGCUGGAGCAAAGCAAUGGAACACAGGACAGCACGAAGGAGGAGUAGGUGUGGAAAAAAGGAGAGACAGAGGGAGAGGAAGGCAGAAAGGGACUGUGCGUUGUCGCUGCUUUUUUGAGUAGAAGCAUGAAGAGAAUAUUAUUAGGAUUAUUUUUUCUAGUGGACUUUUGUGAAGGAACUCACCCUGCAGAUUUGGUGUCAUUGUUUUGUUCUCUGAGAUUUUAUCUCUGUGGAUUUGCCAAGUUUGCACCUAUUACCAGUAUAUAUAAAGUCAAGUUUUUAUUUUCAUAAAAUUCCUUGUCCUUACUUUAUGAGCAUUCUUUGUUUGGGAAGACGAACCAAAUUAAGCCACUCAUUAUCACAAGCUCUGAUACAGCUCUGUGCAGUUUUUAGGUUUAGUUUAUUAGUUAAACAAUAUCACUGACAAACCAGCCUGCAUCAUCAAAUAUCCUCACUUCAACCGUCUCUGUUGAAACAGUGUGACUUAUGACAGUGCAACAAAUAUGUUUACUUGCAGAAAGCUCUAUACAAUAACUGUUUUUGCACCUUGGAAAUGCAUGUGUGAUGUAUUAUCAAAUAUAGUGCCUUCUGAAAGUAUCCAGAACCCUUCACUUUCACCACAUUCCUUUGUGUUAUAGACUUAAUUUAUAAUUGAUUAAAUAUAUUUUUGACAAAAAUCUACACACAAUACCCAAUAAUGACAAAUUGAAAACUCAUUUUUAGAAAUUUGUGCCAAUUUACAGACAAUAGAAAACUGAAAUACCUCAUGUAUGUAAGUAUCCAGACCCUUUAUUCAGUACUUUGUAGAAGCUCCUUUGACAGCAAUCAGUCUUCUUGAGUUCUUGGUUAUGCUUUAACCAGCUUUGCACACAUGGAUUUGUGCAGUUUCUCCCAUUGUUACUUGUCAAUCUUCUCAAGCUCUGUCAGAUUGUAUUGGGAAUGUUGGUGAACUGGGAUCUUCAGGUCUCCCCACAGAUGUUCCAUUGGGUUCUCAUCCUGGCUUUGGCUGGGCCACUCAAGGACAUUCACAGAUUUGUCCUGAGGCUUCUCCAGCAUUGUCUUGGCUGUGCGCUUUGGUUUGUUGUCGUCCUGUAAGAUGAAUCAUUGCCCCAGGCUGAGGUCCUCUGUGUUCUGGAUUAGGAUUUCUUCAUGGAUCUCUGUAUUCUGCUCUGUUCAUCCUGACCUGUCCAUGAGAAGCGGGAUGGCAGGGAUGGUAUUAGUCAGGUGAUGAGUGGCACCUUGUUUUCGGGAGACAUAGCACUUGGCAUUCAGGCCUAAUAGUUUGACUCAAGUCUCAUCAGACCCGAUCAUCUUUUUCCUGAUGCCCUCAGAGUCCUUCAAGUGGCAUGCCACAUGUCUUUUACUCAUGUGGCUUCCGUCCAGCCAUUCCACCAUAAAGCCCUGAUUGAUAAACUGCUGCUGAGAUAGUUGUCCUUCUGGCAGGUUCUCCCAUCUCUGAAGAGAAAUCUUGAAGCUCUGUUUGAGUGGCAUUGGGUUUUUGGUCACCUCCACGACCAAGGUCCGUCUUACCCAUUUACUUAGCGUGGCUGGACGGCCAGCCCUAGGGACUGUCUUUGUGAAACCAAACUUCUUCCAUUUCACAAUGAUGGAACGCAAUGUACUCCUACCUCCAAAGCUUUAGCAAUGUUAUUAUAACCUUCCCCAGAUCUAUGCCUCAAACCAAUUCUGUGAGGUCUGUGGAGAGUUACUUAGAUUUCAUUGCUUGGUUGUUGCUCUGACAUGCACUGUAAAUGUGGGACUUUAUAUAGACACGUGCCUUUCAAAAAAAUUUCAAUCAACUGAAUUUGCCACAUGUGCUCAAGUCCUAGAGACAACUUAAGGAUCAAACGACACAGAAAUCAUCGGAGCUCAAUUUACUUAUGUAAGAGUUUUCUAUUUUAAUACAUAUGCACACUUUCAAAAAUAUUAAUGUUGUCAUUAUGAAGUUGUGUGUGGAUUGAUGGCAAUAAAUACAUGUGAAAUUAUGAAUUAAG